UCACAGCAACGCCCUCAUGCGCACAGCGCGAGAGUUUCUACUACAAGAGUGGGGCGGUCUGGUGUUCAGAUAACUUGAACUUGGUAUGCUGUUUGUAUGCUUAGAGGAUCUGUUGAAUCCAUUAAUCCAUUUAGGCGCUAUAAAUGGAAUUCUUGUGAGGGAAAAAGUAUGGAAAAGUCGGACGCAUGCGAUCCAUACAGCCGACCCGCGCGCAGGACACAAUGGAUAGUGAGCACUCUGGCGUAUCAUUACGGACUCGACCGUGGAGUGGAAAACGAAAUUAUAGUCCUCGCAACCGGGCUGGAUCAAUACCUCCAAGAGAUAUUUCAUCACCUAGACUGUCAGGGAGAUGGAAAAAUCCCAGCCGAGGAUUUUAACAUUCUUUGCGAGAUUUUAGGACUCAGUAAAGAGAGUGAUCUGGAGGAGUGUGCGGGGAUAUUGGAUAAUCUACCCAAAGAGUUCAGCUUCAGGCAGUUUCACUCAAAACUCUGCUGUUAUUUCAGUACCAAAGCUGGAUGCCAGUAUGAGAAUGGGAGGUUGUUGGUUGGCAAGGAGAGCGAGCAUAUAGAGACGCAGAUCAGACUCAGGAGCCCCUUGAGGCGCCGCAAGAAGCUGCUGUCUUUGGGUACCAGCGCUAAGCGAGAAAGCGGAGAGCCUUCCUCUCCCACUGUGGACAGACACGCGUCAGGUUGUAGGCAGCUGGGCUCCUGCACCAGGGAGUGCUACGAGGAAAUUGUGGCCCUCGAGGAGGCUGAGGACAGGAUAGCCAAACUUGAGGAGGAAAAUGCGAGUCUCAGGGAGUUGGUGGAGGACAUGCGUGCGGCUCUUCAAAGCAGUGACGCUCGCUCGCUGGCCUUACAGGUGGGCCUGUGGAAAAGCCACUCGAAACAUAAACCAGAGGGUGGCUGUUUCAUCGCCCACCAAAGGCGAGCAGCUCAGAAACCCAACAUUUCUGGAAACCUGAAGGACAUCCAGAGUUUCCUGAGAGAAGUGGAGUACAUCCGGAGUUCCCGGGAUGGGCAGAUCGAGGAGGCCAUGCUCUUCAACCAGAAACUGGAGCAGGAGCUGCGAGUAUCACGUGAGACCAUGCUGUUGCUGGAGGAAUGUAACAGGACUCUAAAAAAGGAGCAGGUUGAGAUGAGAAAGAGAGUGGAGGAAGCCAGACAAGCUGUGCUCAGUGGCCUCAAGAAAGUGAAGGAGCUGGAAACCAAAGCCAGUCAUGUGUCUGUUCUGCAGAGGCACAUUGAGCAGCUAGAGAUGGAGCUUCUGUUCUACAGAUCUGAAGUGUCUAAAACAUCGGUUCCAUUCAUCAACAAACCAGACAGACGGUAUAAUGGGGCCAGUCAGACUGCGCUACGCUGUUGUCUGGACACAGAGCAGGAUCGACGCUCUCCGACGGGACGUGCAGCGACUGUGCCUGACACUAACCAUUUCCUUGAAAUUACAAUAAGGGACGCCCUGGUCCAGGAGCUACAACAGAAGGCCGAGGAGACAGAGCUGCUCCACCUGGAGCUGCAGAUGUUGGAGACGGAGCGGGUGCGUUUGUCUCUGGUGGAGGAGAAACUGAUGGAUGUGCUACAGCUUCUGCAGCAGCUGCGAGAGCUGAAUGUCUCAAGAAGAUCUUUAGGAAAGAUUUUGCUCAGCACAUUGGAGUCCUGCAGUGAUCCUCAGCAUGGGAAAGCACAUAUCUUGGAGGUGCUCAAUGCUCUUUGUCAUGAACUGGCUGCAUGUGAGAUCCUCUCUAAUGGCCAGAAGAUAGAGAGAGCACAGAGUCACCAGUCUCUCACCAACUCACUGCUCAUCUCCUGCUAGACAUUACUGCCACCUGAUGGCCAAAGGAUGCUACAGACUCUUACAGAAACUUCUAACUAGCCAUGUUGGAAAAUGGGACCAAAAUUAGCCAUGUAUUUGUCUUUGUGUUUUUGUUUCUGUGUAUAUUUGUGUAAAUCAUUUAGCUCAUUAUCAUUUAUAAUGAAACAUGAUCUGACUCCUUUCAAAGCUACUUUUUCAGAUUUUCCUUUUGCAAUGUCAUACAUUGUUGGUCAGUAUUUUCUUAAAAUACAUGCACGUUAUACAAUAGUGUUCUUUACAGCUUCAUUGUGUGGUACUGAACUACCUGAUCAUACAGAAACUCUCAGGUAUAGACUAUGUAAAGCUCAAUAUAUCAAGACUAGUUCAAAAGAAAAACAUCUAUACUACCAACAGUUAUUACAGUUACAGAUGUUAAUUUAGUCAAAUAAAGCGUUCUCCAUAUCUCAAACACAGACGGGACAGCUGUUGAGAACUGAAUUUACACAUCUUUCAGAAUUUUAACUGCAACUGUCAAUUGUCUUUUAGCACAUCUGGGCAGUUUUCUUGCUCAAGGAUGAUUUUUAUCUAUGAUUUGCAUGAAACAAAUAUAUAGUAUUAGAAAAACACUACUGUCUCAAUUGUCAAUGUCUGUGCCUCUCUCCCAUAUCUCCAGAUAUAUAUGUAUGUGUGUAUAUAUAGUAGUAGGCCUUCUUCAGUCAGUAUGUAUGCGCACACAUUUUUUUUAUAUAUA
Sinocyclocheilus grahami is the source of this 2542-nucleotide messenger RNA. Its product is annotated as EF-hand and coiled-coil domain-containing protein 1-like. NCBI's taxonomy places the organism in Eukaryota, Metazoa, Chordata, Actinopteri, Cypriniformes, Cyprinidae. The coding region runs from base 97 to 1812 and encodes 571 amino acids. Gene Ontology annotation, molecular function: calcium ion binding. The record is from RefSeq and is a predicted model, not a curated record. The transcript has 7 exons.